AUGGCAAUUUGUCGGAUAUAUGGGAAUCCAAGUUUGUUCAUUACCAUGACAGCAAACCCAAACUGGAAGGAAAUAAAGGACCAUCUAGCAACUUAUGGCGAGGUUUCAGGUAAUGAACGCCCUGAUGUUGAAUGUCGCGUUUUCCAAAUGAAACUCAAACAAUUUCUUAAAGACCUCGAGAAAGGGACAUUUUUCACCCCAUGUGUUGCAGAUUUGAUCAUCUGGGACGAAGCACCAAUGUCUCAUCGACAUGCGUUUGAAGCUCUAGAUAGAACACUAAGAGAUUUGAUGUCUACAGAAGAUUCAACAGCUAGCGAGAAAAUGUUUGGUGGGAAAACGGUGCUACUUGGCGGAGAUUUCCGUCAAAUUCUUCCAGUAAUCACACAUGGGACACGAACAGAUACAGUUCUAGCGUCUAUACACAAGUCAUAUAUAUGGGAGGCAUGCAACAUAUAUCACUUAGAAAAAAACAUGAGACUACACCAUUCAGAAACAGGUUUUGCUACAUGGUUGCUAAGUGUAGGCGAUGGAACAGCCCGAGAGUGCGAUCAUAACAAGGGAAAUAAGAAUGACGAAGGACAACAAGUGAUCAUUGGAAACAGCUUUCUUCUGGAACCUACUGGACAUCCACUGCAACAAAUUUCUCAAACAACAAGAAAGCCCCAAAACGACCUUCAAAGCAUAACAGAAGCCCUAACAGAAAAAGCUAUUUUAACUCCAAGGAACGAAACAGUGGAUGAGAUUAAUGCAUACAUGUUAGCAGAAGUAGAAGGAAAGUUAAAGGAUUAUUUCAGCUAUGACAACAUCCGCAAGGCAGAUACAAUCGGUGCAGACUAUGAAGCAUCAUACCCUAUGGAGUACUUAAACUCGCUAGAGUAUCCAGGCAUGCCGAAAUAUAAGUUAAGUUUAAAACUUGGCGUCCCUAUAAUGCUCAUGAGGAACAUUAAUCAAAAAGAAGGUCUAUGCAACGGAACGAGGCUAAUAGUCACAAAACUGGGAGACCAAGUCAUUGAAGGAGAAAUACUCACUGGUACACACGUUGGAAAUAAAGUCCUGCUACCAAGGAUAAUUUUGUCCCCACCGAUUUCAGACCACCCUUUCACACUGCGGAGAAGGCAAUUUCCAGUACGCUUCUACUCUACUUACCCAGACCAGUCUUCAGCCAUGGCCAACUAUACGUUGCUCUAUCAAGAGUAA
This is a messenger RNA of Camelina sativa (false flax), 1197 nucleotides long. The record is from RefSeq and is a predicted model, not a curated record. Lineage: Eukaryota; Viridiplantae; Streptophyta; Magnoliopsida; Brassicales; Brassicaceae.